Toxotes jaculatrix (banded archerfish) is the source of this 2422-nucleotide messenger RNA. It is a transcript of the gene mgrn1b, whose product is annotated as mahogunin, ring finger 1b. Gene Ontology annotation, molecular function: ubiquitin protein ligase activity. Lineage: Eukaryota; Metazoa; Chordata; Actinopteri; Toxotidae. Gene Ontology annotation, cellular component: cytoplasm; plasma membrane; early endosome. Gene Ontology annotation, biological process: endosome to lysosome transport; protein ubiquitination; negative regulation of G protein-coupled receptor signaling pathway. The transcript has 17 exons. The record is from RefSeq and is a predicted model, not a curated record. Bases 232 to 1809 code for a protein of 525 amino acids.
GCUCGGCCAAAACAACAGCCCGUCGCCAGUGGCUGUUUCCUGUUAGCGAUAGCAGUGUAGCCAGCGAUUAACUAAACGCGUAAAAUGUUAGAUUAACAAAAGCGUUUGUUUUUCGUUGAUUUUACCUUUUUUUUUGGCGUUAGUGUACCCUGAAGUCAAAGCUAAACGGAGCUGCUGUCGCGCCGAGCUGCUAGCUAACCGUAGCUAUCAUCGGCGAUCCAGCAGGGAAAGAUGGGGUCCAUCCUGAGUCGCAGAAUCGCUGGUGUGGAGGAUAUCGAUAUCCAGGCCAACUCGGCCUAUCGAUUUCCACCUAAGUCUGGUAAUUAUUUUGCGAGCCACUUCUUCAUGGGAGGAGAAAAAUUUGACACACCACAUCCAGAGGGAUACCUUUUUGGGGAAAACAUGGACCUGAAUUUUCUUGGAAAUAGGCCUGUGCAGUUUCCAUAUGUGACGCCUGCACCCCAUGAGCCUGUGAAAACCCUGAGGAGUCUGGUCAACAUUAGAAAAGACUCCUUGCGUUUGGUCAGGUAUAAAGAUGACUCAGACACACCAGUGGAGGAUGGUGGAAAACCAAAGGUUCAGUAUGGUGUGGAGUUCACCUUUGAUGCUGAUGCUCGUGUGGCCAUCAACCUGUACUGCCAGGCAUUUGAGGAGUUCUCCAAUGGGAUGGCAGUGUACAGCCCAAAGGAUCCAUCAAUGGUCUCUGAAACUGUGCAUUACAAGAGAGGGGUGAGCCAACAGUUCUCCAUGCCAUCUUUCAAAAUAGAUUUCAGCGAGUGGAAAGAGGAAGAUCUGAACUUUGACCUUGAUCGAGGCGUGUUUCCCAUGGUUAUCCAGGCUGUGGUUGAUGAAGGAGAUGAUUGCCUUGGACAUGCUCAUGUACUUUUGGCAGCCUUUGAGAGGCAUGUUGAUGGCAGUUUCUCCGUCAAGCCUCUGAAGCAGAAACAAAUUGUGGACCGUGUGAGCUACCUCUUGCAGGAGAUCUAUGGGAUUGAGAACAAAAACAACCAAGAAACCAAGCCAUCCGAUGAUGAGAACAGUGACAACAGCAAUGAAUGUGUUGUCUGUCUGUCGGACCUGCGAGACACACUCAUUCUGCCCUGCAGACAUCUUUGUCUGUGCAACUCCUGCGCAGACACUCUUCGCUACCAGGCCAACAACUGUCCGAUCUGCCGGCUGCCCUUUAGAGCCCUCCUGCAGAUCAGAGCUGUGAGGAAAAAGCCUGGAGCUCUUUCUCCUGUGUCCUUCAGCCCUGUUCUGGCUCAGACUAUGGACCAUGACGAGCACUCAGGCUCAGACUCGGUCCCUCCCGGCUUUGAGCCCAUCUCACUGUUAGAGGCUCUGAAUGGUCUGCGGUCAGUGUCUCCUGCGAUCCCGUCUGCCCCCCUGUACGAUGAAAUCAACUUCUCAGGGGGUCUGGGUGGUGAGAGCAGACAGCUGAGCUCCCCAGAGCAUUUAAGUGAUGGGAGUCUGCAGAAAAGCAAAGUCAGCAAAUCACCUGACAGCACCCUUAGGUCUCCAUCCUCUCCCAUCCAGGAGGAGGAUGAGGAGAAGCUGUCCGAGAUGUCUGACGCUCAGCCACACACGCUGCUCUCCAGCAGCCCCGCCCCCACAGACGCCACAGCAACAGAGGAUGUGGCAGAGUCCCUGUCUCCAGAUGAUGAGGACAGGAUGCAUUCUGGAGGAGACAUCCUGCAGGACUGCAGCAGUGAACACAGCAGCUUGACCAAAACAGAGAGCGACCCACCAGGCGACCUGUCUCUGCCAGCUCUCGGUCCUGAUUCCUGCUCUAUUGGUAUGGAGGAAUAACUGUGGGUCAUCGGAGUCAACAGAAAGCCUGAAAAGUCAGAGCACAAACUGCUCCAGCCAGCCUCUCCUGUGUCCCACAAGCAGCCUUCACAUGGAAGAUGAGCAUCUCAACCCCUGACUCUGAUCCAGCCUUUUUCCCUCCCAUCCAUCAGAACAGAUUUAUGCUUUACAAAGAUCAUUCAGUCGCUCUGUUCUUUUUACAUCCCCCAGCCCAGUCUUCUGCUUCUGUGGUCAGAGUCAACAAAGGCCCUGAAAGGAAGUUCACCAGGACAAGGGAGGACUCUGUUUAUCCCAUCAAUAUCACUGACACUAUAAAAGAAAUUUGACUCAUGCAAAGAUGCUCUUGGUACCUUACUCUAUGACUGAUGUUUAAAAGAAAAAAAAAAAGAUAUUGUCUUUCCAGCUUUGAAAACAUUUCAUUAACUGUCAGAGGGUGUUCAGUUGUGUGUCUUGGCCAGAGUUGUGGUCUAGUAAUGUGGAUUCCAGAGAUAUUUCACUACCUGUCAUGGUGGUGCUUUUAAGCACACUUACUUUAAAUUUCUCUCUGUAUCCCUCUGUAUGGAUUUCUUGACACUAAAUUCAGAAGAAUUUAUAAAUACAGUUUGUGUUUAGA